AUGAUCGAACCCAUAGGGAAUCAGUAUGUCGUGGCCAGGCCAGUGUAUUCUGCCAACGCUUUUGGAGAAGAGUAUAAGAAGAGACAGAGACAUCACAAGACGGUUUUGGAUCAUCUCAAAGUGUGCUGUAGCUGUUCCACACAAAAGGCCAAGAAAAUUGCCCUGUCCUUGUUCCCCGUGGCAUCUUGGUUACCAGCAUACAAGUUAAAGGACUGGCUACUGAGUGACAUUGUUUCUGGGAUCAGCACGGGGCUGGUGGCUGUUCUGCAAGGUUUAGCAUUUGCUCUGCUGGUCAACAUUCCUCCAGGAUAUGGCUUGUACGCAGCCUUUUUUCCAGUCCUCACCUACUUUUUCUUGGGCACUUCCAGGCACAUAUCUGUGGGUCCCUUUCCAGUUCUGAGUAUGAUGGUCGGAGCAGUUGUUACAAGAGUAGCCUCAAAUGCUGCUAACGGUACAGAUUUAUCCCAAAGCUCAGAUGAAAGUGAAGAAUUCGUGCAGCAGAAGCUACUGGUGGCCACGUCAGUCACAGUCCUUUCUGGAAUAAUCCAGUUGGCCAUGGGGCUUCUGCAGAUUGGAUUCGUGGUGAUAUACCUGUCGGAGUCCCUAAUCAGUGGCUUCACCACGGCUGCUGCUGUUCAUGUUUUGGUUUCACAACUCAAAUUCAUGCUACAGCUGAAAGUCCCACCGCACACUGACCCAUUCUCACUUUUCAAAGUCCUAGAGUCUGUCUUCACCCAAAUCAACAAGACUAACAUCGCAGACCUUGUAACAUCUCUGAUCAUCCUACUGGUUGUAUUUGUGUUUAAAGAAAUAAAUCAGCGCUACAAAAAUAAACUUCCAGUGCCCAUCCCCAUUGAACUCAUCAUGACAGUGAUCGCAGCAGGUGUAUCAUAUGGCUUUGACUUUAAACACAGAUUUGGCGUGGACGUGGUUGGGAAUAUGAGCCUUGGAUUUAAGCCCCCUAUCGCACCUGAUGUUCAGAUUUUCCAAGAGACCGUGGGCGACUGCUUCGGAAUUGCCAUCGUGGGCUUUGCGGUGGCCUUUUCAGUAGCGAGCGUCUAUUCCCUCAAAUAUGACUAUCCAAUAGAUGGCAACCAGGAGUUAAUCGCCUUGGGAGUGAGCAACAUAUUCACGGGAUCAUUCAAAGGCUUUGCAGGGAGCACAGCCCUGUCCAGAUCAGGGGUCCAGGAGAGCACAGGAGGCAAAACCCAGGUUGCCGGACUUCUCUCAGCUGUCAUCGUGCUGAUUGUCAUUGUCGCCAUUGGAUUUCUUCUGCAGCCACUCCAAAAGUCUGUCCUGGCAGCGUUAGCACUUGGAAACUUAAAGGGAAUGCUGAUGCAGUUUGCUGAAAUAGGCAGAUUGUGGCGAAAGGAUAAAUAUGACUGUUUAAUUUGGAUCAUGACCUUCAUCUUUGCCAUUGUCCUGGGGCUCGGGUUAGGCCUGGCAGCAAGUGUGGCAUUUCAGCUCCUAACUAUUGUGUUCAGGACCCAAUUUCCAAAAUGCAGCACACUGGCCAAUAUUGGAAGGAGCAACAUCUACAAGAAUAAAAAAGAUUAUUCUGAGAUGUAUGAGCCAGAAGGAGUGAAGAUUUUCAGAUGUCCAGCGCCGAUCUACUUCGCAAACAUCGGCUUCUUUAAGCAGAAACUUAUUGAUGCUGUUGGCUUUAGUCCAGUUCGAAUUCUGCGCAAACGCAACAAGGCUUUGAAGAAAAUCCGGAAAAUGCAGAAGCGUGGCCUGCUGCAAGUGACGCCGAAAGGGUUCAUCUGUACCGUGGACACCCUGAAAGACUCUGACGAGGAGCUAGACAACAACCAGAUAGAAGAACUGGACCGGCCCAUCAACACGGCGGACUUUCCCUUCGAGAUAGACUGGAAUGCCGACCUUCCCCUCAACAUCGCCAUCCCCAAGAUCAGCCUCCACAGCCUCAUCCUUGACUUCUCAGCCGUGUCCUUUCUCGAUGUUUCUUCAAUGCGGGGUCUCAAAACGAUUUUGCAAGAAUUUAUCAGGAUCAAGGUAGAUGUGUAUAUCGUUGGAACGGAUGAUGACUUCAUCGACAAGCUUGCUCGGUGUCAGUUUUUUGACGAUGAAGUCACAGAUUCAAUAUUUUUCUUAACAAUCCACGAUGCUGUUUUGCAUAUUUUGAUGAAGAAGGAUUACAGCGCGUCAAAGUUGAACUCCACUCAGGAAAAAGAAAUGAAAUUUGACUUUACCAUAAAUACAAAUGGAGGGAUACGUAACCGGGAAUGUCAGGUGCCAAUUGAAACAAAAUUCUAAUCAAAGUACAACUUGGAAGGAUUCUCAUCUGACUGUCAUGUGAAGAACAACUUUAU
This is a messenger RNA of Jaculus jaculus (lesser Egyptian jerboa), 2330 nucleotides long. RefSeq names its product solute carrier family 26 member 3 (gene Slc26a3). Gene Ontology annotation, molecular function: secondary active sulfate transmembrane transporter activity; oxalate transmembrane transporter activity; bicarbonate transmembrane transporter activity. The record is from RefSeq and is a predicted model, not a curated record. Gene Ontology annotation, cellular component: membrane. The coding region runs from base 1 to 2274 and encodes 757 amino acids. Gene Ontology annotation, biological process: transmembrane transport. NCBI's taxonomy places the organism in Eukaryota, Metazoa, Chordata, Mammalia, Rodentia, Dipodidae. The transcript is spliced from 20 exons.